Molecule: messenger RNA, 1258 nt
Organism: Rhododendron vialii
Lineage: Eukaryota; Viridiplantae; Streptophyta; Magnoliopsida; Ericales; Ericaceae
Product: glucosamine 6-phosphate N-acetyltransferase-like
Exons: 2
Coding region: 544-1044 (166 amino acids)
Biological process (GO): UDP-N-acetylglucosamine biosynthetic process
Cellular component (GO): Golgi apparatus; endoplasmic reticulum-Golgi intermediate compartment; endoplasmic reticulum
Molecular function (GO): monosaccharide binding; glucosamine 6-phosphate N-acetyltransferase activity
Source: RefSeq, a predicted model, not a curated record
AAAUUGUAAUUUGGGAUGGGUCAUCAUGUCUUGCUCGUUGUUUAUUAUCCCUAGAAAGGGUUGCUGAAAAGGGUUUUUAGUCGGAUGGGAUGUUAGUUUGAAGAGUGGUUAUUGGGACGUAGCAGUCCUCUGAGACUCGUGCUUUCAUUGUAAUUAAUGUGAUGUAAAGGUGUUGGUUUACUGUCAUAUCUUUACUUAUUAUACAAAUAAGAUGUAAGAAACAACAAUCUAGGAGUACUUCUGUUCAGCAGCCUCCCAAAUUAUUAUAAGAAGAUACAAGUUUUCCUUCAUCUUAAAGUUUUAUAUUUCUUAUAUUAUGAAGAACCAUAUCCUUACUUAUUAUACAUUUAGUUUCUUCAGAAAUUGGACCUUACUCUGCUAUCGGCUGGAGAUUGUUGGAAGUGAUUGGUAUUUUACUUGACAAUUGCCAACAUCUAUAGGUGAAGCGAGGACGGUCUGGACUUACUAAUAUCAGUCACAUUUCAGUUGGUAUAUUUGAUAACACUGAAAAACAACAGUGAGUUUCUGCUGAGUGCUGAAAGGAUGCAGAGCAAGAGCAAGGAAUCCUCCCUCAAUGAAGAAGAAUCAUUUCCCGUUCGAAAGCUAGAGAUUUCAGACAAAAGAAAGGGUUUCAUUGACCUGUUGCAACAACUCAUCAUAUGUGAUCCCGUCUCUGACAAAGAAUUCGAAAGAAGAUUUCAAGAGCUCAGUUUAUACGGUGAUGACCAUGUUGUUUGCGUUAUUGAGGAUAAUUGUUCUGGGAAGAUAGUUGCCACUGGAAGCGUGUUCAUUGAAAAGAAGUUCUUAAGGAAUUGUGGCCAAGUUGGGCAUAUUGAAGAUGUUGUAGUUGAUUCAAAUGCCAGGGGAAUGCAGUUGGGAAAGAAAAUUGUAGCGUUCCUUUCGGAUCAUGCUCGAUCGAUGGGUUGUUACGAGGUGAUUCUUGAUUGCAGAACCACCAACAAAGUGUUCUAUGAAAAAUGUGGCUUCAAGCAGAAAGAAAUUCAGAUGGUGAAGUACAUUCAGAUGGUGAAGUAUUUCACCUGAGGGACUAUUAUUAUUAUUAUUUUUUUUUUUGCUGUCAUCUGGAUUUGAGAUGUAAAUUCCAGUACUUUCUCUCAUCUCUCCCUGGAGUUCAUUUCUUGGAAAUCGAAAUGCAUGGAAAGGGUUGCAAUUUGCUAUUAUUCCUUGGGUAAAUACCGUUUUUUGUCUGGAUUUGUGAUGUAAAUUAUGGUGAUUCCAUUUUUCAUUGGAAGAAUAA